AUGGACGACUCGAGUAAAUUUCAGCAGAUGCAAGAUGAGAUGUCCAGAUUCGAGGCAGAGAUCUCUGGGGCUGGAGCUCCAACUCUGCGACCCGUGAUUGGAGCUGCUACCUUUGGGGCUGUUCAGCAACAACUAGAACGUUCUUUGCCACCUCCACCUCCACCACCUACUUUACUUGCAUCAUUUGACCCUAAUGUCAUGGGGGCCAGGAUGAUGUUUCCUGCCGUCCCUCCACCACCACCACCACCAUCGAUGAUGGUACCUGCUUCUGUCCAGAGAUUACGACCCAAUAGUGGACCGCUGGACCAAUUCCCCGGCGCAAUGGCUUUUUUACGACCUGGAAUGCCAGGACCUCAAUUGAUCCCACCUCCACCAGCUCCACCAAAGCCACAACCGGUCAUAUUAUCAGCAGCUCCCAAGUUGUAUAAACAGCCUAAAGAAGACGAAGACAGAUAUGAUAAAGAGGGAAAGAAAAAGAAACGCCCACGUCCCUUGACCCCACCAUCUGAAAUGGAGAAGCCACCAUCGCCUCCGCCAGCACCACCCCAACCAUUACCCGUUGUAUCUGAGAUGCUUGCUCCAAAGAAAAAAGAGAAGAAACAUAGAAAGGUAGUAAGAACAGCUGGUGGUCAAGUAUGGGAGGAUGUAACGUUAUUGGACUGGCCUGAUGAUGACUUCCGUAUGUUCUGUGGAGACCUGGGGAAUGACGUCACGGAUGAAUUACUUGCUCGGACCUUCGGGAAGUACAGUUCAUUUCAAAGGGCUAAAGUGAUCAGAGACAAGAGGACAAACAAGAGCAAGGGUUUCGGUUUUGUCAGCUUUAAGGAUCCUGGAGACUUCAUUAAGGCUAUGAAAGAAAUGGAUGGACGGUAUGUGGGGAGUCGACCAAUAAAACUGCGCAAGAGCACCUGGAAGAACCGCGCUCUCGACGUCGUCAGGAAAAAAGAGAAGGAGAAAGCUGCCCUUCUCUCUCUACUGAUGUCCGCUAACAAGAGCUGA
This is a messenger RNA of Leptosia nina, 999 nucleotides long. NCBI's taxonomy places the organism in Eukaryota, Metazoa, Arthropoda, Insecta, Lepidoptera, Pieridae. The record is from the annotation of a GenBank genome assembly.